AUGGCUGCGUACAGAUUCGAAGGAUGGCUCGGCGAGGAUGCUUCCGCAGCCAAAGGCAAGAUGCAGUGGGGGGAAUUCGAGCCGAAGAAGUGGGAGGAAGAUGAUGUUGAUAUCGAGAUUUCGCACUGUGGCGUCUGCGGAUCUGAUUUGCAUAUGCUCUCUUCUGGCUGGGGACCGACUCCAUACCCAUGCGUCGUCGGACAUGAGAUUGUGGGCAAGGCUGUCCGCGUAGGCUCCAACGUCACACACAUCAGAGUCGGCGACCGCGUUGGUGUGGGCGCUCAAGCACGGAGCUGCUUGGACAAAACCUCUUGCGUCGACUGUGCGGGCGGGCUUGAGAACUACUGCGCCAAGGGCAACGUCAGCACGUACGGAAGCAUAUAUCCCAAAGGAGAGGGCAAGUCAUACGGUGGAUAUGCUGACUACAACCGCACCAAUGCGCACUUCGUCUUCAAGAUUCCCGACGGCAUGUCGUCAGCUGAGGCAGCUCCGAUGCUGUGCGGUGGCAUUACCAUGUACUCGCCUCUGAAAUUCAAUGGGGCAGGCCCAGGCAAGACGGUUGGAAUCAUUGGCGUCGGCGGUCUCGGCCACUUUGGCCUUCUCUUUGCAAAGGCCCUGGGCUGCGAUCGCGUCGUGGGCAUAUCAAGAAAGAGCGACAAGCGAGAAGAUGCCCUUGCGCUGGGUGCCGAUGAAUACAUUGCAACGGCCGAGGACCAAGACUGGCCGACCAAGCACCGAAGAAGUCUCGAUCUCAUUGUCAGCACGGUCAGCUCGGAGAACAUGCCUCUGAUGGACUACCUCGGCUUGCUCAAGACCAGAGGAACAUACAUUCAAGUUGGUGCACCUGACGGCGGCAAGUUCCCUGCGAUCAGUGCUUUCACCUUGUUGAUGAAUGGGAUCAAAGUCGGCGGAAGCGGCAUUGGACCGCCAGACGAGAUCGAGGAGAUGCUCAAGUUUGCCGCAGAUGCCAGGAUCAAGCCUUGGAUCCAGGAGAGGCCUAUGGAUGAGGCAAACAAGGUCGUCGUGGACAUGGAAGCGGGCAAGGCGCGAUAUCGAUACGUGCUUGUGAACAAGAAGCAUGCUUGA
Pseudocercospora fijiensis CIRAD86 is the source of this 1086-nucleotide messenger RNA. RefSeq lists its product as uncharacterized. Lineage: Eukaryota; Fungi; Ascomycota; Dothideomycetes; Mycosphaerellales; Mycosphaerellaceae. The record is from RefSeq and is a predicted model, not a curated record. The coding region runs from base 1 to 1086 and encodes 361 amino acids. Gene Ontology annotation, molecular function: alcohol dehydrogenase (NADP+) activity; zinc ion binding. Gene Ontology annotation, biological process: alcohol metabolic process. The transcript is spliced from 4 exons.